Messenger RNA from Maniola jurtina (meadow brown), 1493 nucleotides. RefSeq lists its product as uncharacterized. The record is from RefSeq and is a predicted model, not a curated record. The coding region runs from base 197 to 955 and encodes 252 amino acids. The transcript has a single exon. Lineage: Eukaryota; Metazoa; Arthropoda; Insecta; Lepidoptera; Nymphalidae.
AAACCGCACACACGUGUUUUUCGACUCUUAUAGUGUUUUAUUUAUUUAAAUUAUAAAUAGUGUAUUUUAAAACAUGUUUUAAGUGUUAUCAUACCUUGCUAGCAGUGUUCCAUUCAUCAAAUCCAUAACUUGCAGCAUAAUAAUCCAAAUAACUUCAUCACAUCACUAUAAGCACGAUCACUACAAGAGUUACCUAAUGGAGGCCAUUCAGCAGUCAGUACAGGCUUUGACAGAGCACUUUAACACACAGAUGGCUGAGUUUCAAAAAAAUUUGCAAGGUGCCAUUCCAGCUGCGAGCCCCACCUCAAAUAUUGCAGCUCAAUUCAAUGCUUUCCGGACAUUCGUGUUGUCAGCUCUCGCAGGUCUACAGCAACAAGUGGAAGUCCUAUCCAAGCAAACAGAUCAACUUGAGAUGCGGAGCAGGAAAAAGAUGCUAUUAGUACAUGGCAUCCCCGAAAGCGAUGACAGCAAUCUGGCGGCCACGGUAAGCACAUCUCUGUCUAAUCAUCUCAAGCUGUCGGCCUUCCAGGAAGAGUGCCUCAGUCGUUGCCAACGGAUCGGUCAGACUAAAAGUGACAAGCCCCGGGCCAUACUCCUUAAAUUCCAUGACUUGUCAAUGAGGAACCAGGUGUGGUUUGCAAAGACUUCACUCAAGAAUACUGGCAUAACAUUGUCGGAAUUUCUGACAAAAGACAGACACGACGCUUUCAUGGCAGCGAGGCAGAAGUUUGGGAUUUCGAAAUGCUGGACGAGAGAUGGUCUUAUUAUUAUUGCUGGUCAGGCCAACAAGCGUUACCGCGUCACAACCAUUAAGGAAGUAAAUUCCAUAAGCCAGGCACGCGAUAUUAAAGAAGCCACGCCUUCAGCGGCCGCUCCUACUGCCAAGACGACUCCCAAUGUGAAUAAACCUUCCUCUGAUGCAUUUUCGAAGCCCAAAAGGAACGUCAGGAAGUAAGCAAAUAGCAACUAAUCAGGGACACUUUAUUCAUUCGGACGCUGCUUUCUUGUGCGUUCUUGUAUUGCAUCACUUCUCGCUGACAUACCUACCUACACAGUUCGAUAUACAGUUAAGUACCUUGGUACCUACACUUUAAUGUUUAAUCCAUUCACUCACUGUUACAAUACUUGUUUACAAACAAAGAGUAUAUAAACACUUAACACUAGCACUACGUUACAAAGUUGCUAUAAUAUGCGUGCGGUAGGUAGGUAGGUAGCGUGUGACAAACUUGUGUCAAAGUCAAAAUAGUGCUAAAUGACAUUGACAGAAGACGACAGUGACAUGCAUGCUUCAUGAUGUGAACUCGACGGACUUUUCGAGGUGUCGUAUUGUCUAUGUGAGCCUUGGAUCUUAUUUAAUAGGCAUGGAUAAGGUAGCACUGGAGCUGACAAGUCGAUGUUUGUCGAGUCUAGUGGUUUUGAUUCGUUCAUGUUUGUAUCGUUUGUAUUGAUCAUAGACCUACGAUUUUUCGCUAUGGUAUUGAUAGUGUUCAAGA